Molecule: messenger RNA, 918 nt
Organism: Owenia fusiformis
Lineage: Eukaryota; Metazoa; Annelida; Polychaeta; Sabellida; Oweniidae
Source: the annotation of a GenBank genome assembly
AUGUUAAUUGACCCGAAUCAGCCACCUGGUGGUGAAACUGGUAACUACCUACUCGCAUUUGGAAAGCAGUUUAGAAUAAUCCUUGUUGCAGCUGUGGUGUUCCUGGUGUUGUCAAUAUGGAACGGAAUGUUUAGAUAUGUACUAAGUAGUCCACUACAGAACUGGCAGCGUGCAAAUGAAGAACUGUUCGUUACACGAGACGAUUGGGAUGUUCCGCACAACUUCACAAAGCAAAUGCUCAAUGCGACAUCGAUUACUGAAACAUUGGAAAUUCUUAGCAAUUAUCUUGAAAACAAACAGGUAUGGUGCCCCGAGAAAAGAAGGUUUGGACACAGAAAAGAUGGUGGAAAAGAUAUAUGCGUGGCACGUCCAUUUAACCUCGUUCAUAGGCAGUGUACAGUUUAUUCAUUUGGGAUCGGGAGAGAUUUCAGUUUUGAUGACGAGAUUGCAGAAACGUGUGAAGUUUUUUCAUAUGAUCCAACGAUAGGGUUAGAAGACCACAAACGAGGACAACAUGUGCAUUUUUUCAACACUGGUAUCAAAGGCGAAAAAAGUAGAUUGUCCGACAAAUACAGAACGAAGACCGUUCUGGAGAUCUUUCGAGAAAACAAGCAUUUACACACUACAAUUGACGUGUUUAAAAUAGAUGUCGAAGGAAGCGAAUGGGAAGUAAUAAAGGAUAUGCACAAGUCAGGAGUCCUGUCUCGGAUCAAACAAAUAUCAAUGGAGGUGCACAUUGGAAAGACAAAUAAUUAUAAAGAGCGUUAUCAAAUACUACAAUUGUUAGAGAAAGCAGGAUUUAAGUUAUUCCAAUCCGAGCCAAAUCUUCACUGUAAAGUUUUGUCUAAGGCUAAUGCUAUGAAAGAGAUUCGGAGUUGUUAUGAAGUAAACUAUAUAAAUAUGAACUUUUUAAAAUAA